Mytilus californianus (California mussel) is the source of this 2624-nucleotide messenger RNA. RefSeq names its product protein pitchfork-like. The record is from RefSeq and is a predicted model, not a curated record. The transcript is spliced from 6 exons. The coding region runs from base 121 to 708 and encodes 195 amino acids. Gene Ontology annotation, biological process: regulation of cell projection organization. Gene Ontology annotation, molecular function: cytoskeletal protein binding. Gene Ontology annotation, cellular component: ciliary basal body. NCBI's taxonomy places the organism in Eukaryota, Metazoa, Mollusca, Bivalvia, Mytilida, Mytilidae.
CGCAUUUGCAUAGCAACACUGAUGCCAGUACUGUGCAAAUAAUAAGAAAUAUCACAUGAAAUACUACACAGAUUUUAUUGAUAUAUUAACAUUAAUCUGGUGUACAAAUAACCAAUAAUCAUGGAAGUAGACAAAAAACCAACAAAAAUUUCAUUCAUGACUACUCUGGAUAGAGAGCUGUUCCCAAUCAAAAUGCCUAGGAAUCGUUUUGGGAAUGAAAUAGCACCUUUAAGAGGAGCACCACACAGAGGCCCUGGUUGUUAUGAGAAUGAGGAAAAAACCAAUUUUAUUUACCAAGUCGACACAAAGCUUUUAAGCAACAAAGGUUAUUCAAUGGGAGCUAGAACAGGACCUAGGAUACGGAGAGAUUAUGUGUUUAGAACACCUUGUCCAACAAGCUACCAGAAAAACAACACAGAUCUACAAACAUUUGAAACAGAUAACAAACCAUUUUUAGUAGGAGCAGACAGAUUUCCAAUAUACAAAAGAGAUAUUGUAGAUGUAUUACCAGGGGCUGGGACGUAUGAACAUGAAAUACCAAAAAACAGAAAAGUUCAGUGGCAUCAAUCAUUUGGCGGAACACCUAUCUUAAUGCCCUCAAUUACCGUACAGAGUACAAUCAACAAAAAUACAGAUAAGUUGUACAGUACAAAAGAGGAACAGAAAUAUCACAGAAAACUGGCAUACCUGAAGCUGUAUUAUGAUUGAACUCUUCGUAGGACAAAACCAAAACAAAUAUUUAUCAUGUCAAAAAUGUAAUGUUUAAUUAUGGCUCUUUUGGAUAACGGUAACCAUGGAAAAGUAUAUUUCAGAAAUGAGAAAACACAUUUGUUAUUUCUAUUUUAUUUUGUUAAGUUUUACUUGUACAUAUGUAUUUAGACUUUAAAAGAGACCCGUUUAAUUAAUUUUAAAACGAACCUGGUUUAGAUUUGGUUAUUUUAGUACAAAAUUGAAUUCUGUGAUAUUUUACAGUCACCAUUAUUUGGAGAAUUGACAUGUGAUGAAUAAAUGAGAGUGAGAGAUGUUUAGACUACCAGAAAAUUGUCAAUUAAUCGAGGAUAAUAGAAGAUGGAUAGGAGUAACCUGUUGAAUCAACUGUGUAAGAAUCUCAAGUAUUAUGGGUAAUUUCAUUGCUCAUACACCAAAAUUAAAAUAAUGUUUAGCUAUUGGUUACAUAUUCAUUGGUUAAAACAUUGUCAACCAAUCACAUUUGGUUUCUGCUUACCCAGAUUGAAUGAGAUUCUGAAACAGUGAAUUGUGGGUAUAUUAAUGAAAAACUGCAUGGUUGAACAAGGGAGAUAAUUAAAGAAAACAAGGGUGUGUGAAAUGAAAGUUUGCAUGAAUGUGAGGUUUUAUUGAGUUUUUUUUAAUGUGGAUGUUUUAGUAUUAAGAUGAUGAAACCAUAUAAACAUUUACUAUGUUUUUUAUUUUUUUUUAAGAUGAUACUUUUAUCAUUAUUUUAUGCACAUUCUUGGACAAGAUUUUGUACGUACAUGUAUAUAUGCCACUACUAUAUAUAUAUUAUUUGUUUGGCCAUUUAAACUAAUUUUGUGAAAUUAUAUGUCCAACAAUAUGUAUUCACUAAUACAUUUCAAACCAUAUAAUCUUUAAACCAGUUUUAAGUGUCAGGUUAAAAUUCCAAGCUGAAAUUAAAAAAAAAGGAUACUGCUCACAUUGAAAUAUUCUCGUCAUAUUGUAUUUUGAUUCCUGGAAAAGUUUUAAUUACAAAUUGAAUAUUUUGUAAGAAACUGAUUAAAUGUCAAUAGUUUAGGACUUGUCAAUCUGAUUUUUCUUGCACUUCUAUGAUGUAGUAUGGAGUUAUCUCACCUUUUACUGAACUGGUACUAUUUUAAUGUUUGCAGCUUAAUUUUAUUCUUAAAGUCAUGAAGAAAAAAUUAUACAUUGGCACAUAUAGAGCAUUUAAAAAUACCAUUGAUUAUCUAAUAACUUAUCAGUGGGCGUGUUUGUACUUCUUAUAAAAAUUUGAUUGAAUAAGUUUCUAUUGUCUAAAUUUGAAUUUACAAUAUUAACUAAAUCCUAUAGUUUUUCAGUAGGGAAUGUAUGGUACAUUGAAAUUAUGUCAAAAUAAAAAAGGUCUUCAAAAACAAGCUUUUAAUAAACUAGAAAAUAUCUCUGUCAGUAGUUUUAUGAUUGUUCAAUUCUACCAUGAGAAGUAGGAACUAAGAGUACAAUAAAAUUGUUGAUCUUUAAUCAAAAAGUGAUCUUAAUCAAUGGUAUUUUCAAACAAGGUAUAUUCACCAUUAAAUAUUAUAAGAAAUGUACUUUCAAAUAUUAUAUAUUAAGAAAUAUUUACCUCAGCCAUAUUUUGCUAUUUUCAUAGAAAUUUUUCGUCAGCACAAAUACAUGUUCUAAAUAUAUUUUCUUAUCAUAUGUGCCACCUUGAAAUUUGAAGAAGUUGAUAAAGCAAGGCAAAGGUAUUUUCCAUGUAUAUCAUUAAUCUGUAAAGGUCUGUGUAAGGUAUAACCUUUUUUUUAACCUUAAUUUUAAUUUAUAAAUGAUUGCUAAUAUUAAGUUAAAACUGCAAAUAAAACAUUAAGUGGUUAAUUCCAGGGAAAAUAUAUGAUUGUUAUAUGGUACACAUGUGAUGAGAAUAAAACUUUGAC